GCGCAUCCCCACGGCAAUGUCCAAGGGCUUGAAGAAGAAAAGCCACUGGACGAGCCGGGUCCACGAGAUCGUGAUAGUGAGGAACCAGGAGGGGCAGCUGGGCUUCGAGCUGAAGGGGGGCGCCGAGAACGGGCAGUUCCCCUACCUGGGCGAGGUGAAGCCCGGCAAGGUGGCCUAUGAGGGCGGCAGCAAGUUAGUGCCGGAGGAGCUGCUGCUGGAGGUGAACGAGACGCCCGUGGCCGGGCUCACCAUCAGGGAUGUGCUGGCCGUGAUCAAGCACUGCAAGGACCCCAUCCGCCUCAAGUGUGUCAAGCAAGGAGGCAUCGUUGAUAAGGACCUUCGUCACUACCUCAAUUUACGGUUCCAGAAAGGUUCGGUAGACCACGAGCUCCAGCAGAUUAUAAGAGACAACCUCUACCUCCGCACUGUGCCAUGCACCACAAGGCCACAUAAGGAGGGAGAAGUCCCUGGUGUGGACUAUAUUUUCAUCACAGUUGAAGAUUUUAUGGAAUUGGAGAAAAGUGGUGCUCUCUUAGAAAGUGGAACAUAUGAAGACAACUAUUACGGCACCCCAAAGCCUCCAGCAGAACCAGCUCCAUUACUGUUAAAUGUGACAGAUCAGAUCCUUCCAGGGGCCACUCCUGGCGCUGAAGGCAAGCGCAAAAGGAACAAGUCUGUGAGCAAUAUGGAGAAGACAAGUAUUGAACCACCAGAGGAGGAAGAGGAAGAAAGACCUGUAGUCAAUGGAGAUGACAUAACCGUAACACCAGAAUCAAGCGAACAUGAAGAAAAGAGUACAGGUGUCUCAGGGGAGGUAUCUUCCACCCAACCUUGUCCUGCACCAGGAUAUACUCAGCCUGAAGAAGCAAAGGAAGAAAUGGAUGUAACAAAGCAGACAAAACCUGAAGAGAGUGAUGAUUUGGGCCCAUUGCCCGAUAAUUGGGAAAUGGCUUAUACAGAAAAAGGAGAAGUCUACUUUAUUGACCAUAACACAAAGACAACAUCAUGGCUGGAUCCACGACUUGCGAAAAAGGCUAAACCUCCAGAAGAGUGCAAAGAAAAUGAGCUUCCAUAUGGCUGGGAGAAAAUUGAUGAUCCCAUUUAUGGCACUUAUUAUGUUGACCACAUAAAUAGAAGAACACAAUUUGAAAACCCUGUCCUAGAAGCAAAAAGGAAGCUACAGCAGCAUAACAUGCCCAACGCAGAACUUGGAACAAAGCCUAUGCAGGCCCAAGGUUUCCGAGAAAAACCACUCUUCACCCGUGAUGCAUCACAGCUGAAGGGGACUUUCCUCAGCACAACUCUUAAGAAAAGCAACAUGGGUUUUGGAUUUACCAUCAUUGGUGGGGAUGAGCCAGAUGAGUUUCUUCAGGUGAAGAGUGUAAUUCCUGAUGGGCCUGCAGCACAAGAUGGGAAAAUGGAAACAGGUGAUGUCAUUGUCUAUAUUAAUGAAGUUUGUGUCCUUGGACAUACCCACGCAGAUGUAGUGAAACUCUUCCAGUCUGUUCCUAUUGGUCAGAGUGUCAACUUGGUGCUAUGUCGUGGAUACCCUUUGCCCUUUGAUCCUGAAGAUCCUGCCAACAGCAUGGUGCCACCCCUUGCAGUAAUGGAGAGGCCUCCGGUAGUGGUAAAUGGAAGACAUAACUAUGAAACUUAUUUGGAAUACAUUUCUAGGACUUCUCAGUCUGUUCCAGACGUAACAGAUCGACCACCACACUCCUUGCACUCCAUUCCAGCAGAUAGUCAGCUUGAUAGCACAUUCCCACCACCUGCCCAUGAUGAUAAUGUAUCAAUGGCUUCUUCUGGGGCCACACAAGCUGAACUCAUGACCUUAACCAUUGUGAAAGGGGCCCAGGGCUUUGGCUUCACUAUAGCAGACAGUCCUACAGGACAGAGGGUGAAGCAAAUUCUAGACAUUCAGGGAUGUCCUGGUUUGUGUGAAGGUGACCUCAUUGUUGAGAUCAACCAGCAGAAUGUACAGAACCUGAGCCAUGCAGAAGUAGUGGAUAUACUUAAAGAAUGUCCUGUUGGAAGUGAAACUUCUUUGAUUAUCCAUAGAGGAGGUUUCUUUUCUCCAUGGAAAACUCCAAAACCUAUGAUGGAAAGAUGGGAGAAUCAAGGCAGCCCUCAAACAAGUUUGUCAGCUCCAGCUAUACCACAGAAUAUUCCCUAUCCACCCGCCCUUCACAGGAGUUCAUUUCCUGAUUCAACAGAGGCCUUUGAUCCACGAAAACCUGACCCGUAUGAGCUGUAUGAGAAAUCAAGAGCUAUUUAUGAAAGUAGGCAACAAGUGCUGCCCAGGACUGGUUUUCGAGUGGAUUCCUCUGGUCCCGAUUACAAGGAACUGGAUGUUCACCUUCGGAGGAUGGAGUCUGGCUUUGGCUUCCGAAUCCUGGGGGGAGAUGAACCUGGACAGCCUAUUCUGAUCGGAGCAGUGAUUGCAAUGGGCUCGGCAGACAGAGACGGUCGCCUCCAUCCCGGCGAUGAGCUGGUGUACGUAGACGGGAUUCCAGUGGCUGGAAAAACCCACCGAUACGUGAUUGAUCUUAUGCAUAACGCUGCCCGAAACGGGCAAGUGAACCUUACUGUGAGGAGAAAAGUGCUCUCUGCAGGAGAACCGUGCCCAGAGAAUGGCAGAAGCCCAGGCUCGGUGUCUACACACCACAGUUCUCCAAGAAGUGACUAUGCUACUUAUGCUAACAGUAAUCACGCUGUCUCUAGCAGUAAUGCUACACCCCCAGAGGGCUUUGCUUCUCACAGCCUCCAAACCAGCGAUGUUGUGAUCCACCGCAAGGAGAACGAAGGCUUUGGCUUUGUGAUCAUCAGCUCCUUGAACAGGCCUGAAUCGGGGUCCACGAUAACUGUCCCCCAUAAAAUAGGGCGGAUAAUUGAUGGAAGUCCCGCUGAUCGCUGUGCAAAACUUAAAGUCGGAGACCGGAUCUUAGCUGUGAAUGGCCAGUCUAUCAUUAACAUGCCUCACGCAGAUAUUGUGAAACUAAUUAAAGAUGCAGGUCUCAGCGUAACACUCCGCAUCAUCCCUCAGGAGGCGUCGCCGUCAGCAGAGCUGAGCAGCCCGGCCUCGGCGCCCGGCUCCGAGAAGCAGAGCCCGCUGGCGCAGCCGCACAGCCCCGGCGGGACGCAGAGCCCCGGCGGGACGCAGAGCCCCGGCGGGCCGCCGCCGCCGCCGCAGCCCCUGCAGCUCCAGGGACACGAGAACAGUUAUAGGUCAGAAGUAAAAGCAAGGCAGGAUGUGAAACCUGAUAUCCGGCAACCUCCGUUUACAGACUACAGGCAGUCUUCAACAGACUACAGGCAGCCGCCGCUGGACUACAGGCACCCUCCAGUGAUGGACUACCAGCAACCACCGCCUCUCGACUACAGGCAGCCGCCCUUGCUGGACUACAGGCAGCAUUCACCCGACACCAGGCAGUACCCUCUCUCGGACUACAGGCAGCCCCAGGACUUUGAUUAUUUCACAGUUGAUUUGGAGAAGGGAGCCAAAGGGUUUGGGUUCAGUAUUCGAGGAGGAAGAGAAUACAAAAUGGAUUUGUAUGUGCUGCGGUUAGCAGAAGAUGGACCAGCAAUAAGAAAUGGAAGGAUGAGGGUAGGAGAUCAAAUUAUUGAAAUCAAUGGAGAAAGCACAAGGGACAUGACACAUGCCAGAGCAAUAGAGCUAAUCAAGUCUGGUGGCAGGAGAGUGCGGCUGUUGUUGAAACGUGGAACAGGCCAGGUCCCAGAAUAUGACGAACCAAACGCCUGGAGUGCUCCCUCUGCCACCUCCCCAGGUCUGCCGGAAGUAGCUCUUUCCCUCGACGACAUAAUCUCACCAUUAUCUUCAUCACAUAUAGCCCCACCCUCUGACCCUUCUCACCAGAUAAGCCCGGAGCCAACAUGGGAUAUCAAGAGGGAACACGAUGUAAGAAAACCAAAGGAGCUUUCGGUGAACGGUCACAAAAAGAAAAGGUUAGGAGAGCAAAGAGAAAGGUCAGCAAGUCCUAAGAAGGUAGACAGGUCAAAGCAUGAAGAGGCUUCUUGGAAAGGAUAUGCGGAAGGCAAAAAUAAGACCACUGAUGGUGGCAGGCCCACCUCGGAAAGCAAAGCGGUGGGACAAAGCGGUAUGAUCGAGGCGGGCGCAAGAGAGCACGUGUGUGCUGGAACCAGUGAUGAACGGUUUGGGAGGCUGAGGAAGCCGGAUAGCAAGAGAGGAGGAUCUCUCAGCAAACAGGAAGAUCACAAAUCCGGAAAUACCAGUGAGAAGAAGUCAGCUGCAGCAUCUGACCACGUCAGGCUCGACACAGGUGCUGCCAAGACGUAUGGUAGCAACCGCUGCAGCUCGCCUGGAAACGAUACGGACCACAGCCAGAGGGACCCUGACGGGAAACCCAGCGAGUUCCCCAGGAAGGGACAUCUCCACUCCAUCAACGCGCGCAGCACCAACACCACAGUUCGAAAGGCAACUGUCUCCCCAGGACCAUGGAAAAUCCCUGGCUCUGACAAGCUACCUAGCGUUCUGAAGUCUGGUACUUCUGCCAUGAGCAGAUAAACCAGGGACUGUUGCCCUCUAACUGUCUCAGAUUGACGCAGAACAUUCUUCUUAGUUUUUGUCUCACAUUGAUUUAUUUUAAUUUAUUUUUAACUAUCACACAUAUACACAAAGCAUUGAGGAAUGARAACAUUAGUGUGUAAUUCCAUGACAAUGUGCACAGUAUCUAAUAAGUUCAAAAGCAUAUAGUCAACACGGAGAUUUAAAAUCGACCCUAAAGUCCCAGUUCCAUUUUAGGGACUUUGGCAGCUAUGGAAGAAACCAAAACAAAAAUGAAGGACAGUACAUCAGAGAAGGAUAGUGCAGUGUAGCUUUAGCAUUUUUUUCCACUGCAUGAAGGACUUGGAUUUCAUUCAAACUUUAUAUCAAGAAACUGGAACAAGUUAGAGCAAUCACAAACUGGAACAUCGCCUUAAAUAAAACUGCACGGAGCAAGCUGAAAUCGAGAAAGGAUCUUUUCAUGGAGCUAAAAUGUUGUAAAUAAAUUGUUCUCAACAUAUCUAGACAGGGGUUAAAGGGUUUCUUUGAAGCAUUUGGAACUGUACACCCAUGACAUGUCUCCACUGUUAACACUUUGAGAUAGUCCACAUGAUACCCAGUAGCGUAGGUCACUGGGAGCUACGGGAGGCGUUGGGAAUCCAGUGGAUUAGUUUCUGUGAUCCCAUUUCUACUGCCAUUUUUGUGAACAAACCAUAUUUCUGUACAUUGGAAAGGAGUUAGGGUGGAGUUGUAUUUGCAAAUUAUUCCGAAGAGCAAUUUACUACAGGUUCCCCGAGCAGCGCUGGGCCGCACGCCAACCCACUGGUCAGGCUCAAAUGCCGACACGUGCAAGGCCCUUACAGCGAAAGGAAGGUUGCUGAAGAGAAAAAGCUGCAGUUUCCUUAAGGAAAGGCCUUUCCCUCCUGCAGAAAAUGACAGCGUCACCACCUAUCAACAGUGCUAUGUUUCACACCCMUCUGUGUUUCGUUCGGGUACUUCUGCAUCCCCUUCCCUCGGUCUCGCAGAGCAGGCGCCUCUAAGGCACACGUUAACACUAAUUAGACUGGUUUCUGAAAUACAGUGUU
Messenger RNA from Nothoprocta perdicaria, 5607 nucleotides. RefSeq names its product membrane associated guanylate kinase, WW and PDZ domain containing 2 (gene MAGI2). The record is from RefSeq and is a predicted model, not a curated record. Gene Ontology annotation, cellular component: cytoplasm; dendrite. Gene Ontology annotation, molecular function: beta-1 adrenergic receptor binding; SMAD binding; type II activin receptor binding. The transcript has 22 exons. Gene Ontology annotation, biological process: signal transduction; receptor clustering. The coding region runs from base 17 to 4543 and encodes 1508 amino acids. NCBI's taxonomy places the organism in Eukaryota, Metazoa, Chordata, Aves, Tinamiformes, Tinamidae.